Messenger RNA from Oreochromis niloticus (Nile tilapia), 1059 nucleotides. It is a transcript of the gene rack1, whose product is annotated as receptor for activated C kinase 1. The record is from RefSeq and is marked provisional. Gene Ontology annotation, molecular function: ribosome binding; translation regulator activity; protein binding. Lineage: Eukaryota; Metazoa; Chordata; Actinopteri; Cichliformes; Cichlidae.
GUUUUCCCGGACCUCUGAAAAAUCCGAAUCCAUCCUUGCAAAAGGCACCACCGAACCUCGCCAAAAUGACCGAGCAGAUGACAGUGAGGGGGACCCUGAAGGGGCACAGUGGAUGGGUCACCCAGAUCGCCACUACGCCCCAGUACCCCGAUAUGAUCCUGUCGGCGUCCCGAGACAAGUCCAUCAUCAUGUGGAAACUGACCCGUGAUGAAACCAACUACGGUAUCCCCCAGCGCUCCCUGAAGGGUCACUCUCACUUUGUGAGUGAUGUUGUGAUCUCCUCUGAUGGACAGUUUGCCCUGUCCGGAGCCUGGGACGGGACCCUCCGCCUGUGGGAUCUCACCACUGGUCUCACCACCCGCCGAUUCGUUGGACACACAAAGGAUGUUUUGAGCGUGGCUUUCUCUGCUGAUAACCGCCAGAUUGUGUCUGGCUCCCGGGACAAGACCAUCAAGCUGUGGAACACUCUUGGAGUCUGCAAGUACACCAUCCAGGAUGAGGGCCACACUGAGUGGGUGUCUUGUGUUCGCUUCUCCCCCAACAGCAGCAACCCCAUCAUCGUCUCCUGUGGCUGGGACAAGAUGGUUAAGGUGUGGAACCUGGCCAACUGCAAGCUGAAGACCAACCACAUUGGUCACACUGGCUACCUGAACACAGUGACCGUUUCUCCUGAUGGCUCCCUGUGUGCAUCUGGUGGAAAGGAUGGCCAGGCCAUGCUUUGGGACCUGAAUGAAGGCAAGCACCUCUACACCCUGGACAGCGGUGAUGUGAUCAACGCCCUUUGCUUCAGCCCCAACCGUUACUGGCUCUGUGCCGCCACUGGACCCAGCAUUAAGAUCUGGGAUCUGGAGGGCAAGAUCAUUGUGGACGAGCUGAGACAGGAAGUGAUCAGCACAAACAGCAAGGCCGAACCCCCACAGUGUACUUCCCUGGCAUGGUCUGCUGAUGGACAGACCCUGUUUGCUGGCUACACUGACAACCUGAUCAGAGUGUGGCAGGUCACCAUUGGAACGCGAUAAGAAAUCCUCGUUGAAGCAACUUUAAAUAAAAGACUGUUUG